GGGGCGUAAAGGCCAUUACAGGCAUUUACUUCAUUUUCAAAACCAUCUUUUUAGAUGAACAAAGAGCCACUUCCAUCCCCCUCGUAGCAAAAACUAGGGUUUUUUCCUUCUCUCUUUGGUUUUCCCUCGAGAAGAUCGAUCUCGAUGAUGAAGAAGAGGCAAGUCGUGCUAAAGCAAAGGAGAAGCUCGAACCCAACAUCUUCUUCUUCCUCGUCGUCGUCCUCGACCGUGCGUUACGCCGAGUGCCAGAAGAACCACGCGGCGAACAUAGGCGGAUACGCCGUCGACGGGUGCCGGGAAUUCAUGGCCAAGGGCGGCGAAGGCACCGCCGGAUCCUUGUCGUGCGCCGCCUGCGGAUGCCACCGGAACUUCCACCGGAAAGAAGUCGCCACCGAGGUCGUUUGUGAGUACUCUCCUCCUAACGUCUCUUAAAUUAAACACAGAAAAUGAACAAGGACAAGACAGAAAUCCAAAAGGGAUAAAGGGUUUUUGAUCCUUUGCUUUUUUUUUUCCUUAUGAAAUUGAUCGACUGAUUGAUGAUAUAGAGAUAUUUGUAUAUGAUACAUAUCGCCGAUCUAUAUUGUGUUUCAGUCAAAGAAAAGAUUCUCGAAGACGAUGAUUCUUGCUAUAAUACUCUAGGAGGCGUGUGUAUUUAUAAUCGAUGUAUACGAUACGAGUGUGUGUAUGUGUGUAUAUAAGUUUAUAAUAUACAGUUCAUUUUCCCAUAUACAAGUUCUGGACCAUGAUUCAGGGAUUUUCUUUCUUUCACGGUCUUUAUAAUUUGUAUAAUAUUUCACACCAACAAUUAGCGAAGCUCGAACGAUGGAAAAUAAUUACUUAUUUUUAUUUUGUGGUUUCGAAUGAUUUUAUGGUGUAUUUGAGUUUAGAUUCGAAUCAUAUAAUGACUCACUAAAGCAUUCUAUCAUUUCAAUACACUUUAUGUCAAUGAAUAAGAUCCAAAUGAGAUUUGUUUGGCUUUAUUUGUUGUUGGAAUACUGAUUUAUUUUUUGUAUGAAAUACUAUGAUAAAUAUUUUUAAAAUACAGAUUUUAAUGUAGAGUGUAAUUUUUUUAAAAAAAAGAUAUAAUGGGAGAUUAUAUAAACUAGAAGAAAAAAUGCCCCAACGGGCGUUUCUUAUUGGGAAAAUGGAAAUUAGCUUAUAUUACAUAAAAAAACAUACAAAUCAAUACAAGUUCCAAUGAACAUGUGUGGUCGUCACUUUGUCCAAUACAAAAGGAGAGAGCAUAAUUUUUUUAUUACUCAAACCAUGCAAAUCUCAAUGUUUUAUGAUUUUUCUAAAUAGUAUAAGGUUGAUUACAUUUAGAAAAUCAACAUUUGCACGUAAUGAUCAAUCUUGGCAGAAAAAAAAAAUAAUUUUUGCUCAUAUUAGUAGAAUCUAAUAGUUGUCAAAGAAUAUGAUUUUCCAAUAGUAAUUCAUUUGUCAAGUAUUUUUUUUUAAUAUUUUAUUGAUAGAUUAAUUGCUAACUUUUUUAAAUCAAAUUCGUAAAUCCGACUCAUAGUUAACUUUGUUUGAUCGUGAAGACUUUUUACAUAAUGUUCAAUAACAAUAGAUUUAGAUAAAUAUUAGUAAACCAAUGAUUUGAAUAUCAUGUUGGUUAAUUAGAAAAUCUAAAUAUGUUUUCUGAUUAAUUAUAUUUAAAUAGUGUAUUAUUCCCGUUAUGUAUAUGUUGCAAGAGAAUAUGGCCCACAUAUCCAAUCAUGUUAUCAAAUCAUUUGUAUUAAUGUUUUUUUAUUUCUUUUUAUUUCAUUCUUUAUAUAAUUUUUUUUUGAAGCAACUAGAAAUAAAUAAAAAGCUUGCUUUCUUUUCUAUCAUCUAAGCGACCACUGGAAUUUGUUGGGAAAGACCA
Tarenaya hassleriana is the source of this 1867-nucleotide messenger RNA. RefSeq names its product mini zinc finger protein 1-like. The record is from RefSeq and is a predicted model, not a curated record. The transcript has a single exon. Gene Ontology annotation, cellular component: nucleus. Gene Ontology annotation, molecular function: transcription cis-regulatory region binding; DNA-binding transcription factor activity. NCBI's taxonomy places the organism in Eukaryota, Viridiplantae, Streptophyta, Magnoliopsida, Brassicales, Cleomaceae. Gene Ontology annotation, biological process: regulation of developmental process; regulation of DNA-templated transcription. The coding region runs from base 145 to 432 and encodes 95 amino acids.